Fusarium odoratissimum NRRL 54006 is the source of this 1575-nucleotide messenger RNA. RefSeq lists its product as uncharacterized. Gene Ontology annotation, biological process: regulation of DNA-templated transcription. Bases 1 to 1575 code for a protein of 524 amino acids. The record is from RefSeq and is a predicted model, not a curated record. Lineage: Eukaryota; Fungi; Ascomycota; Sordariomycetes; Hypocreales; Nectriaceae. The transcript is spliced from 4 exons. Gene Ontology annotation, molecular function: DNA-binding transcription factor activity.
AUGAUCGCAUCGCCCACCUCGUCACCGUUGUCUAUGCCUUACUCUACUUCACCCGACUCACGCACAAUCACCUACUCCUCACAAGACAACAACACCGACAACAUGGCCCGCUCAUCAUCAGCCGAGCCCGCAAAGAGCUCUAAGCGAAAGGGCACACGAAGCGUCUCUACCCUCACACCUUCACAACUCGCGCGCAAGAGAGCCAACGACCGAGAGGCUCAAAGGGCUAUCCGGGCGCGAACCAAGGAGCACAUUGACCGCCUGGAGCGCGAGCUGGAGGACCUCAAGAGCAAGCAGAGCCGUGAUCAGACAGUCCAGGAGCUUCUGCGACGGAACCAGGCGCUCGAGGAGGAGCUCAUGCGACUCAAGGAGAACAUGGGCGUCUCAAUGACCUCGUCGCCUUACUCUGCACCUGUGUACGAUGAUAACCUCAGCACAGGCAGCGGUGCCAUCCCCAGUCCUCGCGGCUCCCCCUUCCCUUCUGGCGACUACAGCCCCAUCCCCGACUAUGGACAGCAAUAUGUCCCCCUCCCUAACAACUGCGAGUCAUGGGCCAGCACAGUUCCCUGCCCCGUCCCCUCCAACGUCUCAAGCCCUUCCUCAUCUGCCGACGACUACAGCGCCGGCUACAUUCCCACAAGCGUGCCUACCUCGCUGCUGCCCUCAAACAACACAAGCUCUUCCAGCAUCAGCGUGGGCCACGCUCACAAGGAUGUGAUCAAGAUGGAGUAUGAAGAUGUUGACUCUCACGUGUCUAGACGCCGGAUUCCGCCUCAGCAACCCCUCGCUUCAACCCGUGUCCCAUACUUACAUGGCUCAACAGCAGCAGCCCGCCUGGAACAUGUAUCCCGUCUACUACCCCCAGGCUCAGUCCUCGGUCCAUUGAAGGGCCAGACUCGACCGGGCUCAUCCUGGCCGGGAUCUGGGCCCGUUCUCACCACUCCGCCGGCCUGUCGCUUCGAUGAGCUCUUAGUCGGCUUCCUCCAGGACUGCCGUCGCAUGAUCACCGCAGAGUCACUAGCUCACACUCUUGGCCCCCCUCAGAUAGACGUACGCUCACUGUUUCGCGGCCAUGAUAGCCACGGUCAGAUCGCCUGCUCACCUCAUCCCAUCACCGACCUCAUCCGCAGCCUUAUCGACACAGCAGGAAUGACACGACUGACUGAGCGCAUCGCCAUCUUUGCGCCUCUGCAAACCAUGAUCUGUUGGCUCGUGCAGCCUACUCCAGAGAGACGCGCGCGACUAUGUGAAGACUACGUGCCGCGAGAGCGCCAACUGACAACUCCGCACCCUCAAUGGCUCGAUCUGCUCCUCUGGGGCAGUCUGCGCGAGGCCGCCAUCGAGCGACAGGACCUCUACGCUACAGACGAGUUUCAACGGGUCUACUUCGACGCGCUGCGCCUUGUCAAUUGGCCUUAUCAGCCGCUAGACGGCCUAGUCACAGAUCCGCAGACGGGCCACGUUGGGCUCACGGAUGCCCUCAUGGCCCAUGCCAUGAACGGUUCAAACUGGCGCCUGGCUGAGACCUUUGCCCAACGAUACCCUGAGCUUUGCGGGCUAGUGGCUCUGGAGUAG